Rotaria sp. Silwood2 is the source of this 540-nucleotide messenger RNA. The record is from the annotation of a GenBank genome assembly. Lineage: Eukaryota; Metazoa; Rotifera; Eurotatoria; Philodinida; Philodinidae.
AUGGAUGUAGCUUCAUCAGUAAGAAAAGUUUCAUCAUCAGGUAUAAUAACAAAUACAAUUAAACCAACAACAACAACAAUAUCUAAUGCACCACGAAGUAUAAUUGUAAGAAAAUCAAGUAAUGGGUUUGGUUUUAAUGUACGUGGUCAAGUAUUUGAAGGUGGUCAAGUUAAAGCUAUACAUGGAACACUUUAUGGACCACUUCAACAUGUAUCAGCUGUAUCAAGUCGAGGAUCAGCUGAAAUAGCAGGUCUUUGUGUUGGAGAUAAAAUACUUGAAGUAAAUGGUGUUGAUGUAGAAGGUGCAUCACAUAAACAAGUUGUUGAUUUAAUUAAACAUAGUGGUGAUGAACUUCAUCUUGUUGUAAUUGCAUCGGCUGGCGAUGAAACACAUAGUGAUGUACAUUCAGGUGAAGAAUCAAGUGGAAGUUCAAAUGAUUAUACAGAAAGACGUUCACUUGCUAUUACAAUACCAGAUUAUAGUUUAUUGGAAGUGAAUGAUGAGAAAUUUUAUUUUUAUUUAAAAAUUAAUCAUAUGUAA